AUGCAUCACCAUUCCUCUAGACUCACACCAAAGCUUCACCGAGUACUUCAAGUAAAAAUGGCUUCAACGGUUCAACCCUGUGCUGAAUCCCUCCUUCUCCUCCGGACACUUCGGUCACUCUGUUCCGCGCUCGCAGUUUCGUCUUCUAUAACACCACAAUCAAAAGCAUCUUUUUGGCAUCAUGAACACCACAACAUUUGGAUCAAAUGUAGAGACAUCCAAAAACCUACAAACUUAUCAUUCAGAAGACAUACAAAAAAUGGAAUUUCAUGUGUGGUUAAAAGCAAUCAUGAAGAGGGCCUUACAUAUAAAGAAGCUGGUGUUGACAUAGAUGCUGGUUCAGAGCUUGUACGCAGGAUUGCCAAGAUGGCACCUGGAAUUGGAGGCUUUGGUGGCCUUUUUCCACUUGGGGAUUCGUAUCUUGUAGCUGGUACAGAUGGUGUAGGAACCAAACUUAAGCUGGCAUUUGAGACCGGAAUCCAUGAUUCCAUUGGAAUUGAUUUGGUGGCAAUGAGUGUGAAUGACAUCAUCACAUCUGGAGCAAAGCCUUUGUUCUUCCUUGAUUACUAUGCAACAAGUCGCCUUGAUGUUGAUCUUGCUGAAAAGGUUAUAAAAGGAAUUGUCGAUGGUUGCCAACAAUCUGACUGUGCUCUUUUGGGUGGAGAGACUGCAGAAAUGCCAGAUUUUUAUGCAGAAGGAGAAUACGAUCUUAGUGGUUUUGCAGUUGGAAUUGUGAAAAAGGAGGCGGUUAUAAAUGGCAAGAAUAUAGAAGUUGGAGAUGUGCUUAUUGGCCUCCCGUCUAGUGGGGUCCACUCAAAUGGUUUCUCACUUGUUCGAAGGGUGCUAGCGAGAAGUAGGCUUUUAUUGAAAGACAAACUCCCGGGUGGCGGCUUCACAGAUAACAUCCCUCGUGUUUUCCCAAAAGGGCUUGGUGCUCUUGUUUAUAACGACUCGUGGCCGGUCCCCCCUGUUUUUAAAUGGAUCCAAAAGGCUGGAGGGAUUGAAGAUGGUGAAAUGAAGAGGACUUUUAAUAUGGGAAUUGGGAUGGUUUUGGUUGUUAGCAAAGAGGCUGCUGAAAGGGUACUUAAGGAAGAAGGUGGGAUGGUGUAUCGUAUUGGUGAAGUUAUAAGCGGUGAUGGUGUCAGUUAUCAGUAAUUUUGAUGACUUGCUUCUUGUGACCCGUUGUUACUUUGAGGUAUGGAUUUUACUAACAUAAAACUUGUGGGUUUUGAUCCAUUGCUGUUUUAGCAUUCUACUUUGUAAUUUUGGAGAUGUCAAAUAAAUAUUUUUUCGGGGAUUUUGCGACUUAAGAGUCAUGUUUGUCUGUGUAUUGGAGCU
Lactuca virosa is the source of this 1338-nucleotide messenger RNA. The record is from the annotation of a GenBank genome assembly. NCBI's taxonomy places the organism in Eukaryota, Viridiplantae, Streptophyta, Magnoliopsida, Asterales, Asteraceae.